Saccharomyces paradoxus is the source of this 2325-nucleotide messenger RNA. It is a transcript of the gene GIS4, whose product is annotated as Gis4p. Bases 1 to 2325 code for a protein of 774 amino acids. The record is from RefSeq and is a predicted model, not a curated record. The transcript has a single exon. NCBI's taxonomy places the organism in Eukaryota, Fungi, Ascomycota, Saccharomycetes, Saccharomycetales, Saccharomycetaceae.
AUGCAAAAAUCUGUCAGAGUGGGCGACUAUUUUGACAAUGAUGACAAUGGUUUAUGGUCUUGGUACCUAACAAAUCUAAGAUUAGGAGAUUUCGAAGAACUUAUAGGCAAUCAAUUAAAAUACACUUUAUUAAAAAGAUUUCUGAACAGUCAUUUUUAUGGUGAUAACAGUAUUUGGGCCAGACCAAACAAGAAAAUUUUGUUAGUUUCCAUCCCAGAGAAUGUUCAUGAAGAUAUUUCCAUAUUAGAAAUCUUUCUUAAAGAUUACUUCCACCUGGAGAAAUUAGAACACAUUCAAAUAUCAAAGUUAACUCAUUCCCACUGCUACAAUCACGAAAACCACUACUUAUUGACGGACAACCUCAAUAAUUUCCAAGAUCCUACUUUUUUAGAAUUUGCGAGUACAAGUUGGCAAGUUCAAAAAAAUUCAAAGGCCUUAAAUAAUAAUAGAAAUUCAAUACAACCCCCCCCAAUAUCUUCAUCAAAAACUUCAAAUGGGAAGUCAAAACCAAACAUUUCAGACGAUCAGUGGUCAAAUAUAAAUACCCAGACUGCAACAGCUACUCGAACUAAUACGAAUACGAGGACUUUAACAUCUCCCGAUACAGUUGAUAUAAAUGCGACGGCGAAUGGUCAAAACAAUAACCAUGAUGUGCCUCAGAAUAAUAAUGUAAAUGAAAAUGAUGAAGAAGACGCAGGAGACGAUGCUACAAGUUCCAUAGUUCUAAACUUUUCUCAUUCGCGAACAGUAGACCCAAAGCCUAAUAGACUACCCAAAAUUUUCCCAUCGUACACUAAUGAAGAGUAUACACCAUCACAUUCCGAGAUAAUAUCAAUAGAUAGUUUUGCUGGCGAAGACCUAUCAUCCACAUAUCCCGGACAAGAUCUGAGCUUAACUACUGCAAGGCGUGAGGAUGAAAAUGAUCAAGAUGGGGUUGAAGAUCAUUAUACCAGGGUCUCAAAUGAUCUUGGUGAUGAGAGGAUCGAUCAAGCAAGUUCUAGCAUGGAAAGUUCUAUUAGCUGCACAAGUUGUAGUAGUAGCAGUGAUAGUAGGAGUGCUCACUACAGUUUAAGCGGUAGUAGCCGAGGUAGCCUGAAACAUGGAGAUGCCGAUCACACAAAUGCCACCUAUGUCUCCGAAUUGUCAAGUAUAACGAGCUCUAUAGACAAUUUAACUACUUCCACAACCCCAGAGGAGGAAGAUCAUCUAAUUCACCGUAACUAUGACGCCCAAGGGUAUGCAUCAGGAGAGGAUGAUGGGGAGGAAGUUUAUGAUGAUGAAGACCUCUCUUCUUCUGACUACUCAGUACUAUCCAUCUUACCAUCGAUCUCAAUUUGUGAUUCACUCGGUUAUUUUAGACUAGUUUUGCAAUCCAUAUUAAUUCAGGAUCCGGACACUAAAGAAAUUUUUACUGCAAUUAGACAAUCAAACAACAAACCUACAAUAGCAAGCGUUACCGAUGAUUGGUUAUUGUAUGAUUCCAAUUUUUCAAUGAAUAAUUUACAAAUCCUAACACUUCAAGAUUUGCUAGAUAUCAAGAGAUCAUUUCCCAAAAUUCUAUUUUAUACAAUGGUUAUCGUGACGGACUCCAGCAAAGAAGUUGAAGAAGAACUUAAAAAUCCUAAUUAUGAAAAUAGGGAAGGCAUAUCGAAGGAACAACCUCUGGAUUCUGAGUUAUCAUUAACUCACGACCCACAACAAUAUUUCCCAACUGCAUAUAACAACGGUUAUAAUGAGUAUAUCGAUGAUGAAGACGACGGUGACGAUGCUUCAUUAUCCGAACAGUCAGGCCCACAAAUGUACAUACCAACUAGAAUGGAAUCUAACGUUACCACAGCACACCGUUCUAUUAGAACUGUCAACAGUAUCGGGGAGUGGGCAUUCAAUAGACAUAAUUCUGUUACCAAAAUCGACAAGAGUAAUAGUAACGAGUUGGAUAACUCUAAAACAGGUGAAGAUACAAUUUCAUCAAGCGAACCUUAUCCAAUGACACAACUGUCGGACACCAAUACGACCUCUUUGAAUUUCAGCCAUUCAUUGAACAAAAAAAAUUCUUUCAAACUUAAUUCCAAAGGUAACAAUGAAAGUAACUCUAAAAAUGAGCUGAAAAAGAUAAAGAGCUCUAUUAAUGCUAUGAGUGCCGUCGAAAGGUCCAAAAGUUUGCCAUUACCUACGUUACUAAAGUCUUUAAGCGGUAUAGACAAUCAUACUCAUGGCGCCAACAAGGAUAGAAAGCGUUGGAAGUUUCAGAUGAAUAGGUUUAGGAAUCAUAAAAACAGUGGUUCUGCAGGUACGGAUAAAUCUCAGCGUUGCACCAUCAUGUAA